CAAACUCCACAGUUAAAUGUCGGUCGAUGGCUACACGGUACUAUCCAGCAGAUAUCAACGAUGACCACAAGGUACGUAGUUUUGGGAUACUCGUGCACAUAUUUUGCCAACAUCGAUGAGCAGGAAAAAGCAUAAAGAUAUCGUACUCGCUUGGGAGACGGCGGCAAGCGCUGGUUCACUCGUUAAUCACGUGGUGGUAGGGGAGGUGGCACCCACAGCUCCUGACUUGCGACUCUGUACACUGCAGUAUAUAGAGACUGUCGACAUGGAUGACGAGAUUUCAAAGGCAUUCGAAACCAUUCGACUCGAGGACCCGCAUCUGGAAAUAAAAGAGCACUCGAUCCCUCCCGAAAUGGGUGCAAGAGACGAGGAUCAAAGUAUCAUACUCGCUGGGGAGACGGCCGCAAGCGUUGAUUUACACGUCAACCUCAUGGCGGGAGACGAGGCAGCGUCCACAGCUCCCAACAUGCAACGCUGCAUGUUGCAAUGUUCAGAGACUGUCGACUCCGAUGACGAGACAUUCGAGGCGAUCGAUACCAUUCGACUCGAGGACCCGCAUAUUGGAAUCAAAGAGUACCCUAUCACUCCCGACAUCGAUGAUGGGAACAAUGAUAUCGUACUCGUGGGGGAGACAGUGGCAAGCGAUGGUUCACGCGGCAACCUAGUAGUCGGAGGCGGGGUAGCUGACAUAGGACGCUGUAUGCUGCAAUGUUCAGAGAUUGACAACUCAGAUGACGAGACUUCCUCGGCGUUCGAAACUAUUCCACUCGAGGACCCACACCUGGGAAUCAGAGAACCGACAUUAAUGAGUCGGAACAAUGAUAUCAUACUCGCUGGGAAGACAGUGGCAAGCAAUGGUUCUCUUGUCAACCUCAUGGAGGGAGAUGUGGUAGCACGCACAGCUCCUGACGUGCGACGCCAUGUGCUACAAAGGUCGGAGACCGUCCACUUGGAUGACAAAACUUCCAAGGCGUUCUUACGCCUUGUGGACCCGUGUUUGAGAAUUAGAGGAUACACUAUUAUCCCUCCCCAAAUAGGUACAAGGUGCAUAGUCUUCAGAUUCUUUUGGUACCAUGUUCGUCUAAUUUGAUUGGUAGGAACAAGAUUUCAAGUAAUGUGUUAUUUCGUCGACUCGAGGACCUGCAUAUGGGAAUCACAACGUUUCUUGUCCCUCCCAACAUGUAUGCAAGUGGGAACAAGCAUACAACUAUGAUGCUCUCUUGGCGAACUGGAGUGAGCGAAAGUUUACUCGUCAACAUCUUAGCGAGAGAGAAGGUAGUGCACACAGCUCCUGACAUGCGAUAUCGUCUGCUGCAGUGUACAGAGACCAUCGACUUAGACGACGAGACUUCCGCCGAAAGCAUUCGACUUGAGGACU
This is a messenger RNA of Suillus subaureus, 1378 nucleotides long. RefSeq lists its product as uncharacterized. The transcript has 4 exons. NCBI's taxonomy places the organism in Eukaryota, Fungi, Basidiomycota, Agaricomycetes, Boletales, Suillaceae. The coding region runs from base 116 to 1090 and encodes 324 amino acids. The record is from RefSeq and is a predicted model, not a curated record.